AUUAUUACUAUUUUAGGUGGUACAGAUAUCAUAUCUUGUUUUGCUGGUCAGAACCCGACCCUCCCAGUACACAGAGGGGAGAUACAGUACAGGAACAUUGGAAUGGCAGUUGAAUGCUGGGACAGAAAUGGUAAGCCUGUUUAUGAUGAGAGUGGUGAGUUGGUGUGUACUAAACCUUUUCCUUCAAUGCCGACUCAUUUUUGGAACGACGAGGACUCUAUCAGAUACCAAAAAUCAUACUUCUCAGUUUAUUCAGGUGUGUGGGCUCAUGGUGAUUUUUGUAAGAUUAGUUCAAGAACUGGUGGGAUUGUAAUGCUGGGGAGGAGUGAUGGAACGCUCAAUCCUAGUGGCGUGAGGUUUGGAAGUGCCGAGAUUUAUAACAUCAUUGAGAAGUUUGAUGAAGUAAAGGACAGUUUAUGUGUCGGGCAAUUGAUUGGAUCUGAUGAGCGAGUGAUUCUCUUUAUUAAAAUGAACCCUGGCUAUACUUUUAAUGAUGAGUUUGUUAAGAAAGUAAAGACGUUCAUUAGAGGAGAGUUAUCUGCACGACAUGUUCCAGCUAUCGUUUUAGAAACUAGCGAUAUACCAUAUACAAUGAAUGGGAAGAAAGUUGAAGUUGCUGUCAAGAAGAUUCUCUCUGGGGAAGAAGUGAAGGAGAGGGGAGCACUAUCUAAUCCUGAGUCUCUUGAUCUUUAUUAUAACAUACCGCAACUUAUUAUUAAAUAAAUAUAUUUAUAUAUUCGUAUUAGAGAUCUAUUAUCAUUGCUAUUGCUACAUAAACAGGUUUUAUUAUUCUUUCAUAUAAAUAAUUAGUAAAAGCUCAGUAAACUAGCUA
Amphimedon queenslandica is the source of this 832-nucleotide messenger RNA. RefSeq names its product acetoacetyl-CoA synthetase-like. The annotation marks the transcript as partial. The record is from RefSeq and is a predicted model, not a curated record. NCBI's taxonomy places the organism in Eukaryota, Metazoa, Porifera, Demospongiae, Haplosclerida, Niphatidae. Gene Ontology annotation, molecular function: acetoacetate-CoA ligase activity. The transcript has 7 exons.